AUGAGCGCCAACACUCGCACCGACUGCUUCUACAACCUCAGCGCCGAGGCGCGCCUCGACUAUUUUGAGCACGAAAAUGAGGUGGAAGUCAACCGGAUGUUCCGCAUGUUCCACGGCUACAUGCUCGGGCCCCUCGGAUUGACGGCCAUCAUCUUCAGCUCGUUAUUCAUAAUCACAACGUUCCGCGCGAUCCGGCUGCGUCGCGUGUCGCGCAAGCAUCACGUUCUCCUGCUAAACCGGGCGAUCGGUGACUUGCUGGCCGCGUGCACGGCAACGGCCAACGCUGGACUGGCGAUCUGGUGGGAGGACUUGAAUCGUGACAUCGCCUUCCUCAUCGAGUCCUUGUUCUUCGCAGCAUUCUGGAGCGCGCUCGUCUCGUACACAAGUUUGUCCGUGUUAAAGCUGUACGCGGUGUGGCAACCUCUCGCCUACCGGAAUACGUUCACCUUCGACAAAUGCAUCUAUAUCAUUGUUUCGAGCUGGAUCGCGUUCGUAAUCAUCUGCGGAAUGACGAUGGGCGUGACGGCGUUGGUGCGCGUGCAGUGGAUGAGCGAGUGGAGCGGGUGUAAAGCGGAGACUUGUCUGCGGAUCAUGUACCGCUCUCGCAACACGUUCACCUGCUUCGUCUACGCGUUCACGAUUGUUGUCUUCUUGACGACUGUGAUUCUUCUCAAAAAGGCCGAGGGCAAUUUGUUCGACGCUCGUCGCCAAUCCACCACUUCAAAUGGGCGUCAAAAAGUGACACGAUUUCCGCUCUGGAAACUGGCGUUGGGGGUGAGCACCUUUGCCGUCCUCCACGCACCACAUGUCAUCUGGAGCAUCUUCCUGCUCAGCUCCUCCCAUUGCCACUUUCAGCUCUAUUACAUGGAGAGUAUGCGAUUAUUGGCGUUCGUGCGUGGAUCGAUGAUGCUGAGGAUCAUUUUGGACCCGAUCGUGUCCUUCGUUAUCGACUAUCAGAUUCGAUUCCUGUUCCUCGACUGGCUGGGCGUGCCGCGCGGCUGGUGCUGCUACGCGCAACGCGUCCACAGCAGCACGAUUUCCACGGAUUCCGAAAUCAAGCGAAAAUCGACGGCACCGUCAAUGCAACAACCCGAGUCGGGCGUCUCCACGGCGAAAGAGAUCUCGCCCAGCCCGUCGGCCACCACCACCACCAACAUCACCACCACCAACAGCAACAGCAACAGCCAAGUGCCCGUCGCGGCCCACCAUGAAGCCCCCGACAUUACAGUUGAC
Messenger RNA from Mesorhabditis spiculigera, 1233 nucleotides. Lineage: Eukaryota; Metazoa; Nematoda; Chromadorea; Rhabditida; Rhabditidae. The record is from the annotation of a GenBank genome assembly.